Messenger RNA from Zerene cesonia (dogface butterfly), 2856 nucleotides. RefSeq lists its product as uncharacterized. The transcript is spliced from 7 exons. Lineage: Eukaryota; Metazoa; Arthropoda; Insecta; Lepidoptera; Pieridae. Gene Ontology annotation, cellular component: extracellular region. Bases 112 to 2856 code for a protein of 914 amino acids. The record is from RefSeq and is a predicted model, not a curated record.
AAUAUUUUGAGAUUGCUCUUUAGAACGGUGAUAGCUAUUACGCUCAUAGGUCUUAUAACAGCGCGAGUUGCGCGGAACGAUUAAUAUUUUCGUUUAAUAUAAAUAUGUAAAAUGGCAGUGUCACAACAAUGGUUUAUACAGUGGUCGACACCUUCGGUUACGUUUACUGAUAUUAGUGCUCAAUAUAAAAAUGUGAACCCAUAUUUGGAACAGCGUGAUUUAAAUGUAUAUAGGUUUUUUGAUCAAAAAUAUACAAAUAAUCAACGGCUGACUCCGUAUCAAUAUCGAAAAAGGAAGUAUUUUAGUCAUACAGAAUCGAAUAAAGCUUAUCAAGCGAAUGAUCGAUCUGCGGGCGUCACGCUGUGGCUUGCCAUGUUAGGAUUAGCGAGUACACAAUCUCUGCCAGCAGAUGUGGAUACUCCACCUUUCAGUACUCUUUACAAGUGGAAAUACAUCGACUUUGAGUUUCCGUCAGAACUACAUCGACAGAGAGCUUUAUCUACCAGGCAAUACGUACCAGAUAGUGUACUGCCUUUAGGCUUAGAAGUAUGGGGAUCACGUGUUUGGGUGACAUUACCUAGCUGGAGGCAAGGUGUUCCUGCGACUCUAGCUACAGUAUCGCGUUCUGGGGGUGUAGUGUCACCCCUCCUCAAACCGUACCCUGAUUGGAGCUAUCAUCGAGCCUUCAAUGAUCAACAAAAUUGCUCUGGAUUAACGUCAGUAUUUCGUAUUAACGUGGAUCAGUGUGGAAGAUUAUGGGUGUUAGAUUCUGGACAAAUUGAUUCACAAGACAACCCUAAACAAGUAUGUCCGCCCAGCAUCGUUGUCUUUAAUUUACAAAACGAUCAACUCGUGGCUCGUUAUACAAUUCCAGAAAAAUAUGUUCUUCAAGAUUCUCUUUUCUCCAAUAUUGUUGUAGAUUCUAGAAUAUCAGACUGCUCAGAUCUUCACGUUUAUAUUGCUGAUACUUGGAGAUUUGGCCUAUUAGUUUUUCGUGAGAGCGACGCCAGUUUCUGGCGGUUCUCACAUCAUUUAUUUUAUCCAGAUCCUUUGGCAUCGAAUUAUACACUUCAUGGACAUAAUUUUCAAUGGUCCGAUGGCAUAUUUGGCCUAGCUUUAUCUCCAGUAAAUUACUUUCAGGAAAGAAUCCUAUACUUCCAUUCAAUGUCAAGUUACAGAGAAUUUUACGUCAAAACAUCUGUUCUCCGUGAACCAACCCGUGUAAAUAACAGUGCAACUGAGUUUAAUCUAGUAGGGGAAAGUAGGGGGCUGUUUGGGCAAUCAUCAGCAUCUGCUAUAGACAGGCGCGGAGUAAUGUUUUACGGUUUAGUCACUAGAGACAGCGUAGCAUGUUGGGAUACUAAAAAACCGUAUCAAAAAAUAACAACUGGCACCGUGGCUAGGAACCCUGAGACAUUAAUUUUCCCAAAUGAUAUAAAAGUGGACCAAAGUGAGCGGCAGAGUUUAUGGGUAAUAUCAAACAGAUUACCAAUAUUUCAAGAGGGCCCAUUAGACCCCGAAGACUAUAAUUAUCGUAUCAUGUAUGUUGACACGAUAGAAGCUGUUCGAGGCACGGUUUGUGAUCCAAGCUAUCGCAUAUCAGAAAGAGCAAUUAUUCAUACUGAUUUGUUGCCAUUAUUUUCAAUCGCAUUAUUUUUGGGAGGAAUUAUAUCAACGAGCAAUGUGCUCAGUGUUCCACAAAAGUCAAUUGGCACUUUGUAUAGAUGGAAACAAAUGGACUUUGUCUUCCCCAAUGAAGACGAAAGAAAAACUGCAAUCGAAAAUGGGCAAUAUAUUCAGUCUAACGUCAUCCCGCUAGGAGUUGAAAGAUGGAAAAAUCGUGUUUUCGUAAGUACACCUCGAUGGAAGAAAGGUAUACCCGCGAGUCUUUCGGUUCUACCCGUUGUUGCUGAAGAAACAUCGCCACCACUCACCCCUUAUCCCAGCUGGGAUUGGCACACCGCUGAAAAUUGCACAGGAAUAACAUCUGUUUUUAGAAUGGUAAUUGACCAUUGUGGAAUAAUGUGGGUACUCGACUCAGGUCAAAUUGAAGCAUUUGAAACUCCACGCCAAUUGUGUCCACCGACUUUAAUAGCUAUAAAUUUGGAAAAAGAUACUAUUGUGGGAAAGUUCCCGAUACCCGACGAGUUUGUUUUGCAAGAUUCAUUGAUAACAAAUAUCAUAAUAGACUCUAGAGAUCCGCAAUGCAAGGAUUUACACGUUUACAUAUCGGAUGUUAGACGCUACGGCCUUAUUGUCUUUAGAGGUGCGGACGGGGUAUUUUGGAAGUUCAAUCACUAUACAUUUUACCCGGAACCUCUGCUAUCGAACUACACUUUGCACGGCGUGAACUUUCAGUGGCCCGAUGGAUUAUUUGGAAUGUCACUAGGCCCAUAUCAUUUGGGUGACCGACCCUUGUAUUAUCACUCUAUGUCUGGCUCGCACGAGUUUGUAGUUUAUACGUCUGUAAUUCGCGACCCUGCACGUGUUGACAACUCUGUGGGUGAAUUUAAGCUUCUCGGCGAAAGCCGUGGUCCCAUAGGACAAGUAUCGGCCGCAGCUGUUGACCGCAAUGGUAUCAUGUUCUUUAACCUUGUUUCGCAAGACAGUAUCGGAUGUUGGGACACGCGUAAGGAGUACAAAAUUGAAAAUUUAGGUGUUGUAGCGAAAAAUAAUAAAACAUUGGUAUUUCCUAACGAUCUCAGAAUAGAUCAUGAAGUACCACAAGUUGGAUGGAUUAUAACUAAUCGAUUACCUAUGUAUCAAUUUAAUUUGUUGAACCCGAAUGAAUACAAUUUUAGAGUGAUGUUUUUAGACCCCAUCGCAGCAAUUGCGAAUACUGUUUGUCAAUACUAG